CACACAACAAACAAGAGAAAAAAGAGAAUGCUUUCCUAACUUUGUCAACUUAGUAACAAAAUUUUCCGAAGAUAAAAGGACAAAGUGCUUACAAAGAGUGCAAAAAUUGAGGGGGAUAAAGAAAAUGGUCAAAAGAGAGCAGAGGGAGGAAACUCUGCACUCUCACCAAAAAAGAAGUUUGUGACCUUGGAAAUGGAGACACCUGGCGAAGCAGGCGGGGAGACGCCAAUGUAUGGCGGCUCCUCCAUGGAGCCGACUGAGCUACACUCGGCUCCAUCAGCCAUGCUGGCGGAUUAUCCGCCAAUACAAGGCUUUCAAGAUUUGAAAAACUUGGUUGGCUUGGAAUCUAGCAAGUUAUGGACAAUUGCAGGUCCCAUAGCAUUUAAUAUUCUGUGUAAUUAUGGGAUUAAUUCUUUCACAAGUAUAUUUGUUGGACAUAUUGGAGAUGUAGAGCUCUCUGCCGUUGCUAUUUCUUUAUCGGUGAUAGCAAAUUUCUCAUUCGGCUUCUUGUUAGGCAUGGGUAGUGCACUGGAGACACUAUGUGGACAAGCAUUUGGUGCAGGCCAAGUAGAAAUGCUAGGAGUUUACUUGCAAAGGUCAUGGAUAAUCCUUACUGCUUCUUGCUUCUGCAUAAUGCCACUCUACAUAUUCUCCACACCAAUACUAAAGCUACUAGGCCAAAGAGAUGACAUAGCAGAGUUGGCUGGAAAAUUUUCUAUACAAAUCAUACCUCAAAUGUUCUCCCUCGCAAUCAACUUCCCGACCCAAAAAUUCUUGCAAGCACAAAGCAAUGUUGCGAUCCUAGCAUGGGUCGGUUUCAUGGCUUUGGUCAUGCAUAUCGGGGUGCUCUUUCUUUUUAUCAGAGUUUUCCGAUGGGGCGUUACUGGUGCUGCUGCAGCCUAUGAUGUUUCUGCAUGGGUUAUUUCUCUGGCCCAAGUAGUUUAUAUUGUUGGCUGGUGUAAAGAUAGUUGGAAGGGGUUGUCUUGGUUGGCCUUAAAGGAACUUUGGCCAUUUGUGAAGCUUUCUGUUGCAUCAGCAGUUAUGAUUUGCUUGGAGAUUUGGUAUUUUAUGACCAUCAUUGUUCUAACUGGUCAUCUCGAGAAUCCUGUCAUUGCUGUUGGAUCUCUUUCUAUUUGUAUGAACCUUAAUGGAUGGGAAGGCAUGUUGUUCAUUGGAAUUAAUGCAGCAAUUAGUGUUCGCGUUUCCAACGAGCUUGGAUCGGGCCACCCUAGGGCUGCAAAGUAUUCAGUAUUUAUCACAGUGGCUGAAUCUCUGAUAAUUGGGAUAUUUUGCAUGGUACUAAUCAUAUUAACAAAGGACCAUUUUGCAUUGCUUUUCACAAGCAGUGAAAAAAUGCAAAAAGCUGUUUCUAAGUUGGCAUAUCUUCUUGCUGUGACCAUGCUGCUAAAUAGUGUCCAGCCAGUUAUAUCAGGUGUUGCUGUUGGAGGAGGAUGGCAAGCACUAGUGGCAUACAUUAAUCUGGCUUGCUACUACGUCAUUGGCCUCCCACUUGGAUUCUUCCUAGGCUAUAAAACAAGGUUGGGGGUUCAGGGAAUAUGGAUGGGCAUGAUUUUUGGAACUUUUCUGCAAACUAUAAUUCUUUGUAUUAUCGUAUACAAAACCAAUUGGAACGACGAGGUGGCACAAGCAUCAGAGAGAAUGAGAAAAUGGAGUGGGAUAUCUGAUGAAUCAGACGCUAAAUAAAAUUCAUAUCAAAUUUUGGACGAUGAUAUAGAUUGACAUGAGAAGUCAUCCUUUUCUCUACAGAAGUCUAUACAAUUUUUUUUAAAAAUUAUUCGUGUUAGAUAUCAGUGUCAAUUUUAACUUUCUUUUUCUCGCUAGGUCUGUACAUGAAAAAGUUAAUGUAAAGCUAGAUCUAUUUUCACUUA
Messenger RNA from Lycium ferocissimum, 1889 nucleotides. Its product is annotated as protein DETOXIFICATION 34. The transcript has 8 exons. The coding region runs from base 193 to 1704 and encodes 503 amino acids. Gene Ontology annotation, cellular component: membrane. Gene Ontology annotation, biological process: xenobiotic detoxification by transmembrane export across the plasma membrane. NCBI's taxonomy places the organism in Eukaryota, Viridiplantae, Streptophyta, Magnoliopsida, Solanales, Solanaceae. The record is from RefSeq and is a predicted model, not a curated record. Gene Ontology annotation, molecular function: antiporter activity; xenobiotic transmembrane transporter activity.